Cyclocybe aegerita is the source of this 2640-nucleotide messenger RNA. The record is from the annotation of a GenBank genome assembly. Lineage: Eukaryota; Fungi; Basidiomycota; Agaricomycetes; Agaricales; Hemipholiotaceae.
AUGGAACGCCUAUGCGAUGAAAUUCUCCAACUCAUCUUUUGCGAACUGACCGAGCCGGGUCCGUUAACGCAAGUCUCUCAACACUUCCACCGUUUUUCGCAGGAUCCGUAUGUUAGGGCCCACUACUUUCUCACCCACUAUGGCCCUGUCGAGGCCAUGUACUACGCCCUCGGGCGAGGGAGGAUUCUGACUGAGCGUGUGCUCGACAUUCUCCUAACGAGCGGAGCCCACCUGUCCCGCUACCUCGUCCAGAUUGCGAUCCAUCACUACUUCCAUACACAAGCCCACUUCAUCAAGACGCAAUGGUGUCGGAUCGUUCCCCUACGUGUUUUUCUUUACUUUUUGAAGGUCGCGGAGGAAACUUAUGGCGAAAUCCCGCGGGGAAAGGGAGAAGAUGAUGGCUCGACCUUUGUGGCAUUUUUGAAGGAGAAUAGAUACCCACCACAGAUGAAGUCUGUCACUUGGGAGAACGUUCAAGAGCUCUUGGAGAAAUACAAGUUCAUUCCUUUCUGUCACCGAGUGAGGGUCAUAUAUGCGCUUGAUCUGCGCUUAACUAAUUAUUGUCAGGACCCCAUCACACCGCAAUUUCCCCUUGCUUUGGCCAUCGAACCAAGACUCCUUCCGUACGCGGUUUCCAACGGGUUUACAAUGGAUUAUAAGGUGCCUCCAUUUUGCCAAUUGUCUUGCUUCUUGUUGACCAUUUCCCAGUAUCGCGACUUCGUUUUCCGAAAGAUGUUUGAACGCCCCUCGGCGUCCAGUGAAACUCGGUCUGAAGACAUUGCAGAGAAUGUGAGGGAACUUUGUAAACUCGACUCUGCAAUGUUCGUAAGCCGCACCGUGGCUGCCGAAGUGUGUAUGGAGGCAACAGUAAAUGUUAUUGGGUACAAGGCAUUGAAGCAACUGGACAAGUCUGGCCACCUUCGUUUCGAACUAUCAACCCUUAUUGAAGAUUUGCUGAAAAUGUUCCUCACAACCCGAUCGAUAUGCAACCUUAGUACCGGAGACACACUCCAACACCUUUUCGAGGAUUAUCCCUCCACAGAUGCUGCAGUCCGCUUAGUCGUCCUGGUUGUCAUAUUCACCUCCGCCGAUAACCCAAACAUGCCGACUCUAACAGCCGCCACCAUACGUACCAAGUUAGACACACUAGGCCUAAUGCCGGUUACUCCCAAGGAUGCAUAUAAUAUCCUUCUGAACCCGUUUGUGGAGAGAUAUACCGCUCUAAUUAAUUUCGCAAAAGAGGAGAUUGGUGUCAAGGGAGAUGGGAGCAAAGGGAUGAGUCAAGUCGAUAUCAAUAAACUCUUUGAAGAUGUCGCCGCAAAAUGUGUAGAAAUUGCUUGCAAGGGAAAACUCUUGAAAAAGCUUUAUCAUGCCCACCCCGCCGUGAAAGAUGUGAUCAGCGACGUCGUUCUCCAGAAGCACCAGAUCAACGUGGAGGAUUUACCUUCAUGGGAGGAAGAUCAUGAGGGAUGUUAUGCGUACGCGGCAAAGUUGUCCAAAGAUUUCAUGAGGUUUGGGGUUGGAGAAGUGCAUACAACGGAGAGUUUGUCGAUGGAAAUCAAGGAGGUGCAUCCGGACACGGAGAAGGGCGAUAUCUCAUUAGAAGAGGACAAUACAAUGGAGACCGGGCCCGAUCAUGAAGACGGAGCACCUCAGGAUGAAAGCAUAUCAGAGCUGGGAGAGAUCACGCAAGAAUCGUUGACGACGAUGAUACGCCAGGAUGAGAUGACACCCGUUCGUUCCAGAAGAAGGAUAUCAUACUCUUACGGGCUAUCAGACAGCUCUGGCAAACUGAGAUACCCUCACGAUCCUGUACACAUCGGACGAUGGGCAAGGGCUCUGUUUGGAUCGAGGAGCAGCGUGACUGCCGUCUUCAUGACCCAUGCUGUGAUCAACGACAACUGCAGCAUGUUGCAUCACUACCUGAUGUUCGGAGAUGGUACCCAAACGAAUCUGACGUCGACACAAAGUCAUGUUCCAGUUACCUUGAAGCACUUCAAGCUACUAGCGCGUCUUGGCCGAACCCCAAAUUACUAUCUUUGGUAUGACAUCGAACGCGGAGCCGAAUUUUUCGUCGACGAGAACGAUUAUAUCACGAAUGAUAAUCCUUCCAGGACACUAUCUUCGCGGCCGAACAUCAAGGUCGAGGCACCGGCCAGCACAACUAUAUCUUCUCUGCCACCGAUGCCCAGUUCGCCUUCUUCCAGUACGCGAGGGAAGAAGCGUCCUCGAAGAUCAGCCGCCGGCGUGGUUCGUUCAUACGCAGACCCUGACUCAGAUGAUGAAGACAUUGCAAACGAUUCUCUGCUGGCUAGUGCUCAGGAAGAGAAAAAGAAGCCAGGACAGACGAGCUUGCAGCUGUGGAUUCAACAUCUCGGUCUGUUGUUGAAGACUGAAACUCGGAAGUACAACGAAAUGAAGAAACGGCUCGAGAAGAAUGCUGAACCCGGUGCACCUAAGGUUCGCAUACAGAAGAAUGACUUUGUCAAGUCCCUGACAAGCAACCUGCGCAAUUUGCGCAAACAUGAAGCUGAAAACCGUAUCAAAUUUCAAUAUGACGACGUUGCUGAGGACUACUCCAACGACGAAGACGACGACGAAUAUGUGUCACGACGUACGAAGCGCAAAACAACCCAAUGA